UUUUUAUUUUGAGAAGUGUUCACUAGAGGGCACUGUUAUUAAUUUAUGGUAGAUUUUAAAUCAAACUAUUGCAACACUGGAAGAAAAAAAGUCAGUAAUGGCGGAUUUGUAAAAACAAGUGAACGUGUUACUCAAUCAGAAUGCCAAAGACACCCAAAAUUCAGUAUAGUAAAGAAAAUUUACAAAAAGCAAUUGAUACAGUUCAAGAUGUUAACAAUAAGCUAUCUACGAGGCAAAUCGCCGAAAAAUACGGCGUUCCGAGGUCCAGUCUUCGGUACUAUAUUAAACAUCCGGGCCACAAAACCAGCUUAGGGCCAUCACCUGUACUAACUAUUUCAGAAGAAAAUAGUUUAGAAGACUGGAUAAUCAUUUCAGCAAGAAAGGGAUUUCCGCGUAACAAAGAGGACAUAUUAGAUACCGUCCAAAAGUUUCUAAUAGAAAACCCGCGUCCAAACUCAUUUUUGAAUAAUAGGCCAGGUGACGGUUGGUGGAAGGCCUUUUUAAAACGACAUCCUAGAUUGGCAACCAGAACUUCAGAAGGUGUGACAAAGGCCAGUGCAUGUGUUUCGGAAAAAGAUAUAAGAGGGUGGUUUACUGAAAUCCAAAAUUAUGCUACUGAAAAAGACUUGGCUUCUGUUUUAAAUGACCCACAUCGAGUAUUUAAUGCAGAUGAGACAAAUUUUCAAAUUUGCGUUAAAACUGGUCAAGUAUUAGCAGAAAAAGGUUCAAAAAAUGUCUAUAAUGUUGAACAAUCUCAAGCUAAAGAGUCUAUUACAGUUUUGUUCACUUUUUCGGCUGCAGGGGAUAUCUGUUGUCCAUUCAUUGUUUAUCCUUAUCAAAGGUUACCUGAAAAAAUUGCUGAUUCUGUACCUGAUGGAUGGGGGCUUGGCAAGUCUGACACAGGAUGGAUGACAACGGAAGUUUUCUAUGAAUACAUUGCUAAUGUAUUUUAUCCAUAUCUCGUCAGCAAAAACGUCGAAUUCCCAGUCAUUCUCUAUGUAGACGGUCAUAAGACUCAUUUAAAUUUCCAUUUAAGCCAGCUUUGUACUCAUCUUCAGAUCGAAUUAAUUGCACUCUACCCAAACGCAACAAGAAUCCUUCAGCCAGCCGAUGUAGCUGCUUUUAGACCUCUCAAAGUAGGAUGGAGAAAAUCUUUAAGGAAAUGGCAAAAUGAACACAAUAAUCAAAGUCUCACAAAAUUAAAUUUUGCACCUGUACUUAAUGAUGCCGUUAUGACGAGUCUAAGACCUGACAUAUUAGUUAAUGGCUUUAAAGCGUGUGGUCUAUGUCCAUUUAAUCCGGAUGCCAUUGACUAUGGAAAAUGCCUUGGUGCUGCAAGCAAUAAGUUGUCUGUACAAAAUACAAAACCUAUUCCAGAUUUAGCAACGAUAACCUAUUCUACUUUUUCAAAGAUCGUUGGACCAUCUAUUGUUAAGGAUUUCGAAAAUAGACGUCACAAACUGCCGCAUCAAAAAGUUACUGAACACUUGGAUAUGUUAUUUAAGUUAUGGGAAUCAUUUAAGCAUGCUGAAAUUGAAUCUAAUACUAACGAAGUAGUAGAUUGCUCAGUUAUCACACAAGAAAACAAUGAAGAUUCAAUUGAAAACAUUGUCGAUUUACACUCACUUACAGAAGAAACAUCUGAGGGAAUAGAAAGUCUUUCAACGUGUGAUCUUUUCUCCUCAGUGCCUGAGUAUACCAAAUAUAAACCUACAACAGCUUCCACAACUCUACAAAAACAAUAUACCCCAGAAAUAUCUUCUGAAGAGCCACGAGCAAGUACUUCAUUUGCAGUAGCGGCGGCAAACUCUACGCCACAGUUACCAAGUCCUAAAAUUAUAAAAAGAAAAUAUUCACUGGGAGAGUAUCUAGCUUACCCGGAAACGCCCAUAAGGAAAGGAAAAAGACAAACAGAAAGACAACCAUACGUUAUAAGUUCUCAAAAUUUUAAAGAAGCUUUACAUGUAAAAGUAGUAGAAAAGCAAAAUUUAUUAAAAAUCAAGGAAGAAAAGAAGUUGAUUAGAGACAAGAAAAAAGCUGAAAAAAGUAAGAACACCAUAAAAAUAACCAAGAAACCUAACAAUGAAAAUUCUGCAGUAAAUAUCAAUAGUGAAGUUGAUUCAGAGGAAAUUGAUACAAUCAAGGGAAAUAACGACAACGAGACUGAAACUUUUAAGUACCAUCUCCAAUGUACACCAAAGACGAAAGAAUUAAAUAUAAGCCAUAAGGAAAAUAAACAGGUAGCAACAGGUGGAAAGAUAACUAUUUUAAGCGACAUUAUAAUCAAGCCUACUAUUUGUGUAGUUUGUCAUUUCAGCAUAAUGAAAAAUCCGUUGACCUGCAGUGCUUGUUCAAAAACCUAUCACAUGCGUUGUAUUCCUCAAAAACAUAAAGAACAUAUCCCCGACGACGCCGACUUAAGGUUAUUUUUGUGCCAUCGUUGUUUUAUUGUAAAAGAUUCUGACUCAGGUGAUUCUGACUCAUCAUUGUCAGCAAGAGAAUUAUUUGGUGUGAUUAAUAAAGCUAAGCGUAAUCUAUUUUGA
Molecule: messenger RNA, 2543 nt
Organism: Spodoptera litura
Lineage: Eukaryota; Metazoa; Arthropoda; Insecta; Lepidoptera; Noctuidae
Cellular component (GO): nucleus
Molecular function (GO): DNA binding
Source: RefSeq, a predicted model, not a curated record